Arachis ipaensis is the source of this 2295-nucleotide messenger RNA. RefSeq lists its product as uncharacterized. NCBI's taxonomy places the organism in Eukaryota, Viridiplantae, Streptophyta, Magnoliopsida, Fabales, Fabaceae. The record is from RefSeq and is a predicted model, not a curated record.
GCUAGUUAGCUUAAGUUGUUCCUGUUAGGUAAGCUGAGCCAGACCAUAGUGUAGUACGUAUACUGUGACUGUCAGAGUGUCAUUAUUCAUCAUUAGUAUUCAUCACUACUGGUAUGUAUAUGUACCACUAUAUGCGAAGCUUUUAACUGGCUCGCUUUAUUCAGAAAAAAUUAAAGGCCGAAAGCCAAGGCCUUUCUAUCUCUCUGCACCAUAUAUCAUUAAUUUCAUAUAGGGUCACUUCAUAUAAAUUUGGAUAUCUUGGCACAUGUAUCGUCUUUUUUUAACCCCACACCCCCACAUUUUUGCAUAUAUGUCACUCAUAAUCAAUUUUGCUUUCUUCUGUCACCCUUAGAUACCUGCCAAUACCAAUUAAACUCCAUGCUUCAUUCAAACCCUUUUACCGUCAACAAAUACCUUCUGAACACUCGCUCCUACGAACAUUGUGCUGUUCCUUCUUUACCACAUUUUGAUGUUAGCUGGUUUUCGCUCUAACAUAUAAAUUCUCUUUUCUUUUUUUUUUUUUCACCUUUGGCACUUUUUUUCCCUCCCUCUCCACAUCCCUGGUCCCUACUUUCUUAAUAUCAGAUUUGUAUAAUUCACAACCUACAUAGGUCUCUCUAGCUUACUCUAUACUACCUUGAAGCAUAUCUUCUUCAUUUUAUUAUCCUUUCCUUGAAAAAGAUAUUAGCAUGCCUUCAGAGAGAACUAGUUUAAGUAAGAAUUCUCAAAUAAUGCAAACUAUGAUCAAAACCAAGAAGCACCUUGCAAGACCUAAUUCGAUGUUACUGAAAGAUUACCUGAUGAGGGACGACCUGAGCUCCUGCUCAUCCAACGGUUUUAAAUCGUUCCCGCGCCGACAAUGCUGCAGCACUGCCGUUGGAUUCCUUGUGGCGGAGAAAGAUCUCAAACGCCACAACAGGAGGAGGAGGAGGAGGUCGAGGAGGAACAGCACUACCACACUCUUACCUCCUCGUUCUUCUUCUUCUUCUUCUUCUUUGUCGGUUCUGCAGAGAGCUUCGGAAGCUGUAAUCAAGGCCAUCAAGUCACUACCACACAAGAGUACCAGAUCCCGGAAAGACGGUUCUGGAAGCGUUUUUUCUAGAAGCUUCUCAAGGAAGCUGCUGAGUAGAAGCUUCUGGAGGAAAGCGGCAGCGAAGGACGAGGAAGGAGGAAGAACUCAGAGAUGGAUAAGGACUUCAUUCCGCGAGUUGCUUAUGCAGGAUCCGGACAAAACGGCGUCGUUGAACGAGGAUAGCGCGUUCACUACAAAUGCCGCAGCCACCACCACCACUACUUCCUCUUCUUCUUCUUCUUCAGGUUGUGGCAGUAACAGUAGCUGGGAAGAGAGCGAGUUCACAUUUUCGUCUUCAAGCGCUGCUUCUUCUUCUUCCGCCGCCGAAAACGACGUCGCUCAGGCUACAAAAGACCCCCCUCCGACCACUGGCAAGAUACACCAGGAGAGAACAACGGAUUGGCCAAACGAGGAGAAAGAACAAUCAAGUCCUGUAUCUGUACUAGAUUGCCCCUUCGAAGAUGAUAACCAAGGAAGCGAACAGAAGCACAUGCAAGAGAAGAGAGGGCACUUUAAAGGCAUGGCUUCAGUGAAGCCAGUGUCCCUGGAGAAAUUGAUGUCAAUGUCAGAACUGGACGAUGAUCAUGAACAUUAUUGUUCAGUAGUAUCGGUACCAAUUAAGCAUGAUAACAACACCAAAAAAGAUGGCAACAGAGUAGAGGAGAGUGCGCGAAACCUUCUCAACUUCUUAUUGCUUAAAACAUCACCCAACUGUUUGAUAGUUAAAGCAGAGAACCUGUUGUUUGAUUACUUCAAACAAAGUAUUAUCAUCGGAGAAAACAACAACAAUAAUGAUGAUUUAUCAUCGUCAAAGGAGCUUGAGAUUUGCAAGGUGGCCGAGGAUUGGGUUCGUGGGAAUCCACAAGAGUUAUAUUUGGGUUGGGAAGUGAAUAAAGGAAGAGAAAUGUACAUUAGAGAAAUGGAAAAAUGUUUAGAGUGGAGAAACUAUGACAGACAACAAGUGCAACAUUUGGCCAUUGAGCUUGAAACCGAGGUCUUCACUACUUUAGUUAACGAGCUCCUACUUGAUCUGUGGAUUUGCUAGCUAGCUAGCUAGUUACUUCAAUUAUGAAGAGUUAUAAUGUUUCUGACAAUCUUUUUUCUUUUUUCUAAUUCAUGUUUGUAUUCAUCUCUUCCCUUUCUCGGGGAUAGGAUACAUAGACGGCUAAAUUUUGGAACAAUGUUCGGGGCUCAAUUUUGGAUACUUAAUUUGGUCAUAUUUG